CCACUUUCCACAUCUCCACCUUAGAGCGACGUCUGCAUCACGAUUUGACUCAAGUUUCAAUUGAAGCCAAUUGCUUAUUUUCGACGUGGAUCAUCUCGGAUGGACUUGGAUCUCUUCUGUCACUUCACGACACCGACUUUCCUCACGACACUCGUCAACCUCGCGCGCAUCUCCUCGCGCCACUUCAUUUCAUACUUUUAAUCGGCACAGAUUUCUAUCGCGCAUUUCUGGGUCAGCAUCAUUAGCGCGCGUCAAUUUCUUUCAUCUGUUCUUGCGCUUCUUACAGCUGCUCAACCCUGGCUACCAUUGAGACUUUUUGUGUCUAUCAUGGCCCCGAACGGCCACCAGGCACCUGCAAAGAAGGGUAUUCACAAGUCUAGCGACAGCUCGUCCGUUUUUUGGGAGGACAAGCAUGGCCAUCGCGAGUUCAUGGAUUGGAAAGAAGCAAAUCAGAACGGUCCUUUUCCUUCGUACGAAGAAUGGGUAGAGUCUCAAAAAAAGUCAGGUGGUCUCUCAUUGUACUACACAGCUUUGCGCAUGUUUGAGGAUUCUGAUUCAACUGACGAGGAGGCCCCACCCGUUAAGGCCAAACCUCAAGUAGCCAAGGCUCGUGGUCAAGUUGGCCGCCCCAAGAAGACUGCAAGUACAAAUGGCAAUGGAUUGUCGCGCACGGCUGAGUCUGCGACAUCGACUGCCGUCGCCAACUCGGAAGACUUUAGUCCUUCUGGCAAGAAGAGGCGUAAGGCGCGUAAGAAGCCACUCUCCGAGGAGGUCGUCGCUUCAGCGAGCGACAGUGAAGUCGUCAAAGACGUUGGAGCAUCGGCGCCCGUGGCUGAGACUGCGACGCCCACAGCACCGAUGAUCACCUUCAAUGGGCAGCGCAAGUCUUCCACACGCAAAGCAAGGAAGAAGCCUAUUUCGGAGGAGACCAUUUCGCCAGAUGACGAGCUAGAGGACCCGAUGGAAACUACGAUCGAUGAGGUCUCUGCAUCUGCGAUUGCAUCUCCUCUUCCAGUUCGAUCUGCUCCGAAAUCGCCAGCCCCAGUACCGACUUCAGACUCGCCGAAGAAAAGCCAUAUCUUGAAACUGAGCACCAGGAAAACACCGAAGAAGAAGAACUUCCCUGAGGGGUCUACCACUGAAGGUGGAGCUGUAGUUGAAGAAGAUCCCACUCAAGCUACGCCUAGCGAUACCGUGAGUGUAGCUGAGGCAGGCAUCAUUGUCAACACAAACGUCACACCAAAAGUCAAUGGAAAGAUAGCCCAAGAUACAGACUCUACUGCAGCUUCUCCAGAUCCGACUACCGCAUCAGCAGGCUCCACCCGACGUGGUCUUCGCACAAGAAAGCCUGCACAACAGAGACCAUACUAUCACGAUUCGCAGUUGUUUGAGGAUGUAGAGCCGACAAAUGGAGAUGCACAGGAUUCAAGUAACAUGUCACCAGCUGCGCAGGGCAGGAGAGUAUCAGUCGCGUCAAUCAGCAAGAACAUUGACGACGCGCUACUAGCCUCACUGGAUGAAGAGGCGAUGGCUCUCCUUCAAGAAGAAACUGAGCCCGAGUCCGCUAAACCCAAACACUUCAAGGGCAAAGGUCGUGCAUGGAAAAAAGAAGGAUCUGACGAGGACGAAGAAUUCUCCAUAGCUGCCAGUAUGAAGGCUGCCAGUAAAAAGGCUGCCAAAGCAGCACGGAUGAAGGCUAAAGGUCAAAUCCCCAAGAAGCGUGGUAGGCCGAGGAAGAGCGGCCGGUCUGAAGAGCUCAUCGAUGAGGAGACAGAUGAGGAUAAGGACGCGGUAAAGCGGAAACGGCCGCCUCCACGCAAGAGCGCUUUGUCUGAAGAGGUCAUCAUCGACAGUUCUGACGAGGAAGAAGCAAAGGAGAUGGAAGUGGAGGAAUCCACGACACCCAAGCACACCCCAAACAAGUCCUAUACACCACAAGGCUUGCCAAAGUACAUUUCUGAAGUUGACAAUGGUGCGAACGGCGACCCAGAGCUUGGCACUGGUAACGAGUUGGAGGUUGCCAGCCCGUCCAAGGAGACAGUUUGAAGUGAAAUCGAAGAUUAUGAUAUGCUUCACAGCUGGAGAGCCAGGGCGAUCUUGUAUUCCAUUUGUCGAUUUCUUGGAUAGUAUAUUUGGAUCGAAUUGUAUGGCGGUGUUUGUGUAGACCUAUCGGCGUCCCGGAACCGCAUAUGCGAUAGGAAUGAAGAAGCAUAGUGUUAGGCGUAUGUAUCAUCCGUCUGCAGCUGGUAAUAGAUUAUGGUAUUCAGAAUGUGGAUACGGGC
Alternaria alternata is the source of this 2282-nucleotide messenger RNA. RefSeq lists its product as hypothetical. The transcript is spliced from 8 exons. The record is from RefSeq and is a predicted model, not a curated record. Bases 328 to 2046 code for a protein of 572 amino acids. Lineage: Eukaryota; Fungi; Ascomycota; Dothideomycetes; Pleosporales; Pleosporaceae.